Pogonomyrmex barbatus (red harvester ant) is the source of this 4949-nucleotide messenger RNA. It is a transcript of the gene Dna2, whose product is annotated as DNA replication helicase/nuclease 2. Lineage: Eukaryota; Metazoa; Arthropoda; Insecta; Hymenoptera; Formicidae. Gene Ontology annotation, molecular function: 5'-flap endonuclease activity; single-stranded DNA helicase activity. The record is from RefSeq and is a predicted model, not a curated record. Gene Ontology annotation, biological process: replication fork reversal. Gene Ontology annotation, cellular component: cytoplasm.
AUAAUACAUAUUUUUUACAAUGCAAUAAUCAUAUUAUUUAAAAAAUAUAUUCUUUCAUCAUUGGAUAAUUAAGCUUGAAUAAUAACAAAAAAUAUAAUUAUUAGAUAAAAAUUGAUUAUUAUCGUGUCAUAAAUAAAGGUACAUCCACGAAACAUCAGAGUAACAAUAAAAAAAUUGUUCUAAUUAAAUUUUUAUCUGACCAAUUAUUUUUAAUUAAUCUACUUAUCAAUAUUAGUUAAAAAUUACUUAUAAUUCGACUUUGUGACUCGUCAAGUUCGAGUCUGUUUCAUCUAGGCUACGGUCAAUGUAACUCUAUAGAUGCUUCGAAGCGUUUGAUUGUUCAAUCAAAACAAAGAAUUUUACUAGCGCAUCAAUUAAAAACGUUUCAAAGCAUUUGUAGUAAGCCCCCGUAGGGGAGCGUCCCGUUUGACCACGUUGCGAUUGACUACCAGUAGCCACUCACAGCGGCCGAUGCCUAGAGAUUUUCUUCUGUUCAAACGUUACGAGUGGCUGGUCAAUUGCAACGUGAUCAAAUGGGCCCUGCUCUGACCGUAGUAGCGAAAAAUAUUCUCAUUCAUGAUUUCAAUAUGCUGUUAGAUAUGCGUCUGUAGGUACAUACAUUCUAUUGGUCUGUUUUUGGUAACGGAACUAGUGUACACUUGUACUUAAAAUGAAAGAGAUAUAUAAAGUCUAUUCUUUUCGGCUGAACUGCAAGAAGUUUAUACCUGUUAUUGAAGUUUGACAAAAGCGAGAAAGUUUAACGCAAUUCCAAUGUGGAAAACAAACCUCAUUUGAUGCUUAUACCUUCGCGAGCAUCGUUGUUCCUUGUUUACUAUUCGAUGAACAACGAAGAUAAAACAAUUCUAAGAACUUGCGAACAUCAAAUGGAACAGACUUUUUGUUUACGAAAUCGCUGUCAUGACGUAUGGAUUAUUUGCGCGGGAACAAUAAUUCUGCGUUCAUAAACUUUUAUAGGAUAUAAAAUCAACGAUGCUUGGUGCAAAUGUAAAGCUCUGAGUUGGUGGCAGAUUGAUAUAGAAAAGAUAUCUGCAAAGUCGCUACGAAUACACGCAGUCAUGCAGAAACGACAAUUAUCACGAAAAAAGAUUUUUACCACUAACGAUGCCGAUAAAUCUCAGAAGAAAAUAUUGUCAUUCUUUACAAAAAUUCCAAAAGCUGUUGUAAGUAAUGAUAAAGUUGUACCGGAUACAAAUUCUUUAUCUCAAGUAUCAAUUGGGAAAAAAAGAAAGGAAAGAGAUAGCUCACUUGAGGAAGAUACCUUAAUGAGAGUUGAGAAGAAAUGUAAUGUGGAUAAAAAGUCAUUGAAGGAUUCUUGGACUGACAAUGCAGAAAGUCUUAUUGAAUCACAUGAGGAUUCAGUGAUAUUAUCUGUAUCAAAUAAUUUAGAAGAUUUAUGUAAUAAUUCUAAGGAGAAUAAACUGAUGUGUAAGAAUACAUCUCCAGUUGUUAAAAAUGAAGGAAAUGCUACAUUAAUGGGAAAAAGUGAGCAGAAUGUAAACGUUCUACAAAAUUCUACUAAUAUUGGGCAUAAGACAAAUGUUUUGAAUCUUACUCAUAGUGACAAUCAUAUUCUUAAAGAAACGCAAGACUUAAAUACUCUUGCUUUGAAGUCUUUAUCUGCUAUAGAAACACCUAAACAUGACAAGACUAAAUCACAUAGUUUGAAGAAAGUAGAAUCUUUUGAAGAUUUUUCAGUGAUAAUAGAUGGCGAUUCGUUUGAUGAUUUUUUUGAUCAGGAGUGGCAUGCAGAAAUUGAUUUAACUACUUUUCAGAGGUGUAAGAUAGUUGAUGUGACGCAUGAAUCGAAAGUUACUGUCUUAAAGGUGCAGCAUGUGGAAUCUGAAGGCAUCGACAAUGUGGCAUGCUCAGGAUUUUGGAAAGACGUGCAAUUGAAAAUUGACGAUAUCGUCACGAUACAGGCGAAGAAGGAUUCGCGGCGAUGGAUUGUGGAUAACAAUAAUGGUUUCCUUGUUACGCAACCUGAUUUACUGAUAUCAGGCACAACGAUAAUGGGUGGUUUAUUUUGUAAUAGACGAGCGGUGCUGAGCGAGAAAUUCAGAAAGAUAGAGUCGCUACCGAGUUUGAAUGCUGAUUAUUCCACGAUGACUAUAGGAUCUUUGACUCAUCAGUGGUUGCAAAAGGCAUUACGGGAAAAUAUCUGCGCUCUGUCUGAUGUGAUCAAGCUGUUGGACGAUAUGUUACAAUCGAAGGACACAUUAGACUAUCUCUACGCGUCAGAAAUGUCGCUUAUAGAUUGUCGGAAACGCAUGAUGGAGUACGCCCCGCGAAUCGUCGAGUUUAUUCAGCAUUAUAUUAAGGGUAACAAACAGCAGCAUGUAAACAAUCUAAAAGACAACUUUCAAGGGAGUAUUUGUAAUAUACAGGAUAUUGAGGAGAGCAUUUAUAUACCAAAGCUAGGUAUAAAGGGAAGGAUAGAUAUAACAGCGGAGGUAAAUAUCAAUUCGAGAAAGAAAAUCAUGCCUCUGGAAGUGAAAACUGGAAGAGCUUCCUAUUCAUUAGAGCACAAGGGCCAAGUUAUUCUUUAUCUCAUGAUGAUGGGUUUUAGGGAUCAGGAUAUUGAUACUGGACUUCUGUUAUAUCUAAAGGAAAACUCGAUGCAGAAAAUCAAAAGUGGACAUCAUGAGAAGAGAGACUUGAUAUUGUUACGGAAUACUUUGGCGCAUUAUUUUGCUAAAAAACCCGAAAAUCCACAGGGCACGGACGCGGAAUCGGAUUUGAAGGCGAUGGAAUUGCCCGAGCCGAUCAAUCAUCACAGCGCGUGUGGCAGAUGUCCUUAUCAGACUCUAUGCUGUGCAUAUCUUGCAAAGGACCCGAGCGCGAAUUUAUCAUCAUCGCAUCCAUUAACGGCGAUGAUUAAACAAUUGCGGGACGAUUUUGAGACUAGUCAUUUGGAUUAUGUUAUGAGAUGGAUCGCAUUAUUGCAAUUGGAAGAAAGCUAUGAGAAUAGUAAUAGCAGUUUAAUCAGCAUAUGGACGAUGAGUCCUGAGAAAAGGGAGGCGCAAGGAACGUGUAUCUGCAACUUGAAAAUUAUCAGCAAAGUGAUGGAGCAGGGUGAUAGAUAUCAACAUACGUUCGCACGUGUCGAUAUUAAGGGAGAGACUAUUGAGAAUGGUACAUUCGGCGGUGGGAUUGCCGAAGAUAAUUAUAUUAUUGUGAGCACGGAUGCACGAAUUAACAUUGCUACCGGGCAUGUAACGCACAUUUCGUAUGACACUGUUGCGGUCCUAUUGGACAAAGAUAUUACGCGAUUGUACGCACAUUCAACGUUUCAUAUCGAUAGAUUCCCAUCUACAGGUCUAUCUACUUUUAAUUAUGCGAACGUGGCUGGUUUGCUGAAUAACGACGAAACGAUUGUCAAUCUUCGGCGCAUCGUCAUCGAUAGGAGACCGGCCACAUUUAUGAACAAAUUGCCACGGUCGAUUGUAUCGACUAGCACCAGAAUCAUAAGUGACUUAAACGAGAAUCAGCAGAGAGCUGUAUUGAAGGCGGUGGCCGCUCAUGAUUAUGUUCUGAUAAAGGGCAUGCCAGGUACGGGCAAGACGCAAACGCUAGUGGCUCUGAUAGAGUUACUGCAGGAGUUGGGCUCUAGCGUGUUGAUCACCGCACACACGCACAGCGCGGUAGACAAUGUUCUGUUAAAGUUGUUGGAGCGGAAUAUAGAUUUUCUACGGCUAGGUUCGACGAAACAGAUUCAUUCCCUGUUGACGUGUAACAGUGAGGAAUACGCGAUCGCAAGUUGCGAUUCGCCAGAGGCCCUGGAGGCACUCUACAACAGCAAGCGAAUCGUAGGUGCGACUUGUUAUGGUGCGUAUCACGCGCUUGUCAGGAGGCGCACCUUCGACGUAUGCGUAGUGGACGAGAGCGCGCAAAUUAUGCAGCCCACAGUACUGCGACCAUUGUACAGCGCGCGCAAAUUCGUCCUUGUUGGAGAUCCGGAUCAACUGCCACCCGUCAUCAAGAACAAAACUGCCGUGAAACUCGGCGCGGAUGAAUCUCUGUUUAUCAGGCUGGACAGCGAUGAAAACACCAUCAAUCUGUCAAAGCAGUACAGAAUGAAUGGGAGGAUCAUGAGGCUGGCCAAUGAUGUAACAUAUCGCGGCAAACUGGUGUUAGGGAAUAAACAAGUAGAAAACGCAGUCUUGAUUGGCACGAACAUGGAGCAGGUUCUUUUGUCCUGCGAGAGGUGGAUAAGAAGCGCGCUCUCCAGGCACUUAGAUGACUCGGUAGUAGUACUCAAUACUGGUAGCACUUAUAAUCUAAAUGUGGACUUCGAUAACAAGGAUAUUGCGAUGAAUCAAAUGUGCACCAAUAUCUGGGAGGCCGCUAUUACUUCACGUCUCGUUCAGGUGCUCAUCGAGGCAGGCGUGUGUGCUAGAAAUAUAGGAAUUAUAGCGCCAUAUAAUGCUCAUAUAAAUUUCUUAAAGAAAAUCAUAGACAAGGAAAUAGAAAUGAAUACCGUGGACCAGUACCAGGGACGUGAUAAGGAUGUUAUAUUGUACUCGUGUACAAAGAGUGCCAAGGACGAAACAAAGGAGGAAUUUGGAAUAUUGAACGAUCAACGACGUUUGACGGUAGCCAUUACUCGCGCGAGACACAAACUGAUCGUAAUCGCUGAUAAAGUCACGUUGACAAGAUACGCGCCAUUUAAAAGUCUGUUUGACGUCAUCGAUGAGAAGAACGUGAUAAAUUUGCGCGAUGGCGAGGAAGAUUUUAGCUGGAAAAGUCUCAUUCAUAGAAUUGACGAUGGCGAUAAAAAGUUCAAGGACUGAUCGAAUAAUGAUAUAAUAAUAAAAAUAGACUGAUGAUAAAUUAAAACUCUGUUUAAAUCAGUUGUAAAAUAGUAUUAUGAUCGCAUUAAAUAUAUGAACAAAAACUUUGCAAAUAUAUAUAAAUAUAUCGAGAUAUCA